Molecule: messenger RNA, 5495 nt
Organism: Terrapene triunguis (Three-toed box turtle)
Lineage: Eukaryota; Metazoa; Chordata; Testudines; Emydidae
Gene: GDPD1
Product: glycerophosphodiester phosphodiesterase domain containing 1
Exons: 10
Coding region: 28-969 (313 amino acids)
Biological process (GO): glycerophospholipid catabolic process; N-acylethanolamine metabolic process
Cellular component (GO): endoplasmic reticulum membrane
Molecular function (GO): phosphoric diester hydrolase activity; phosphatidylcholine lysophospholipase A1 activity
Source: RefSeq, a predicted model, not a curated record
CCGGCCGGCUCGGUGGGAGCGGGCAGGAUGGCCGGCGUCGCCCUGUAUCUGGUCUCCACGCUGGGCGGCUACCUCCUCACCUCGGCGCUGCUGCUCAAAUGCCCGGGACUGCUGCACCGGCCCAAGCGGCAGCGCUUCCGCUGCCGGCACAUCUCCCACCGCGGCGGUGCUGGAGAGAACCUGGAAAACACAAUGGCAGCUUUUCGCCAUGCAGUUAAUGUGGGGACAGAUAUGUUGGAGCUAGACUGUCAUCUGACGAAAGACGAACAAGUAGUGGUAUCGCAUGACGAGAAUCUGAAGAGAGCAACUGGAGUUGAUGUCAGUAUAUCUGACCUCAAGUACUCGGAACUCCCACCAUAUCUCUGCAAAUUGGAUGUCACCUUUCAGAAAGAAUGCCACUGUGAGGGUGAAGACAAUCGCAUUCCACUGCUGAAGGAGGUGUUUGAGGCAUUUCCAAAUAUUCCAGUCAACAUUGACAUCAAAGUGAACAACAAUGUGCUGAUUAAAAAGGUUUCAGAGUUGGUGAGCCAGUACAAACGAGAACAUUUGACAGUGUGGGGCAAUGUCAAUUAUGAGAUUGUGGAGAAGUGUCAUAAAGAGAACGCUGAUAUUCCUAUCCUUUUCUGUUUGAAACGUGUCCUGCUUCUUGUUGGCUUGUUUUACACUGGUCUGCUGCCAUUCAUUCCCAUCAGGGAGGAAUUCUUAGAAAUUCCUAUGCCCUCAAUCAUCCUGAAGCUGAAAGAACCAGAGAUGACGACGAGAAGCCAAAAAUUUGUUAUCUGGCUUGCUGAUACAUUGUUAAUGAGGAAAGCGUUGUUUGAUCACCUCACUGCUCGAGGCAUUCAGGUGUAUAUUUGGGUACUGAAUGAAGAACAAGAAUAUAAGAGAGCAUUUGAUUUGGGAGCAACUGGAGUGAUGACAGACUAUCCAACAAAGCUCAAGGAGUUUUUACACAAUUAUUCAGCAUAAAGGGGGGGAAAAAAUCAAGCAAGACCCUACAAAGUGGACAGAGUGAGCCAAGGAUUUCAUUCCUUCAUCAGAAUUUUUUAGCACUAUACGGAUAAAUCACUUGCCCAAUGGUGAAAGAUGUAAUCAGCUGGGUUAUAUUACCUCAUUCUUAAAUCAUUACAUGAUGUAGAGAUUGUAUACAGUUUUAUUUAUUUAAAAUUUUAAUUGCAUAGUUUACAUUUGUAAAUAGAUUGUUUAGCAAGAGUACACUAUACUAAUGGUGAUGUAUAGAAAGAAGGCUGUGGAUAAGGAUACUUGUAAAUAAUAUACAGUAUUUUACCGAUCACAAGUUCCCAUACCCAUACAUCAAGAAGUAGCAUUUGGAAACUAUUCCAGUCAAAUGCUGUUGGGUAGAGAUUAAUAGCUGGCACUGCAUCAUUGUAUUUACAUCUCAUUGAUUGAGCUGGCUGUUGAUUUCCAGGUAAUCUGCAUUGAGGAAAAGAAACUAGCACACAGGAAAAGUAAGAAGUUGGAUCUGUGGAUAUCUGGACAGAUUACCCUGCAAAAUGUAGUCAGUAAAGGUAGUAACUUACAGUAAUGUAUUUUGACUAAAACUAAAUCCUUAGACCAACAUAGGUUUACUUAAUUGCUUUUAUUAAUGAGAAUGUUGGGGUUAGUCUCCGGCUGUAAUUUGGACCUCUUUUUGGUGUAAUAAUAUCAAGUUCAGUCAAUAAAUCAUAGUAUUUUUAGAAUCUAGCCCUUCUUUAUGGAAUUAUCAUAUUGUUAUGUUACUCUUUUUUUUUUUUUUUUUUAAGUUACUUAUUGUUGACAAGGGCUGCAAUUUUUUUGGCCUAAAUCUGAAUUUAUAAACCGAUGUUACUGCUAUAAAAUUGAAAAAGGUAAUUGUUUCCAGACUUGUUGUAUAAAUUGCUUAUAUUUGUAUAUCUUCAUUAAUUAGUUUAGGUUAAACUUGAAAGGAGCUAAAGAUGAAAAAUCCACAAAAGGAUUCAUUUCUCAGCUUUCUUUCAGUAUAACUAGAGAUGAUUUUUUAAAUAAUCUUUACCACAAUCAGAGCCCUGUAGUUCUGGCUGGACGUACAAUAGGGCUAAUCUGGAAUGAGUAACAGAGCAAGUGUAGCUCACUUGGUAGAUAAUGCCCACGAUGCUGCCUUGGCAAUUCGUUAGCCAGUUUUCCAGAAAAGGAGGGUUGCACUUACCAUUGACUGAGGAAAACAGAAUUCAGUUCUGUGUUUAAAAUAAUCUUUACAAAGGGAAAAUAAAUGUUUAGAUUUUUUUUUUCUUUUUUCACUCCUGUAGUUCCAAAAGAGUUUGGAGAUAUUUUUAAAACUGAAUUCUGGCAUUCUGUUGAUGCCUAAUGUGAGCCAAGGGCCUCUUGGGGAGGAAUGUUGGUAUCAGAGAAAUUCUGAGAUACUUUAAUCUCACUCUCUACACCAAUUUUGUUGAAUAUAUCUGCAUAAAGACUUAGCAUAGGAAUGAAUUACUUGACUGAGAUGUUAACGCACAAUCUCCAUUGGGUAAUGGAUUGGAAAUCAUAUUUAAUGUGAGGAACCAAAGAUGAGACCUAAGAUUGGUCUGGGGACUUGGGAGCAACAAAGAAAACCGCCAUUAAAAAUAAUUUGCCAAGAAAGACAAAUAUACAUUUAAUGUGCAUUAUGAACCACUGGGUCAGCACUUGUUGUGUAAAAGUCCUUUAAACAGAUUUACUUAAUUAUCCUGCCUCUUCAAAAACAAAACAACCCCUCCGACACCACCACUUUGCAAUACAUAUCUUGAAAAUCAGAGUGGCAGUGGUUUGUAUUAGCUCUGUCUCAUCUUUAAGGGGAUUUUUUUUCCUAACCAAAAAUAAUAAAUUCAAUAUGCAUGAAAUUUAGACAUGCGCACCGAUGAAAUACUGUUACUAGGAAAAGCCAGGAAAUCCAGAGUAUCAAGGGAAGGAGGUUGCCCUAGAAAUGCACACUCCUGCUGGUGACAACGGGAAGAGAGAGUUGCAUGUGUAUGUCAAAGAAUGGAGCUGGUGAUUUCUUCUUGUGUGUUUUGGCAUUACUACUUUGGCAUUGUUGUUUUCAUGUAUUUUUGGAUGAUGUGGUCUGUAUGUAUGGAAUGAGCUGUAAAAGGCUCAGUAACUUAGUCAUUAGACAUGACUGGAACUAAACUACAAUAAUAUCUGCUCCUGACCUCUUUUGAGGGACUUCAGCUGUGAGAAUGUGACCUCACUCAAUAAUAAGACCGUCAGAUGUAGGAAUAAUAUACUUACAAAUAUUUUAAUUAAGGAAUGACUUAAAAUAAGAAUUUUCUCCCUGCCUUCUUAAACUUGUAAGGGAUAUCUUGAGUCCCUCCUUAGCCUCCCACCCCACAUCUUGUGCUCCAAAGCAGCAGUCUUGCAGCCUGUUAGCUGUUCUAGUGCACAAGCAGGCCUGCUUUCUAAAGUAAAGUGUUAGAAUGUUAAGCUUGUCUGGAUGGAUGAACAUUCACAGGUGCACUAUAAUCACCCCAUGUAACAGCUACUAAAUGUCAUCUGUAUUCUGAGGAAUAUUUUCCCUGAGUAGAUUAUAUGGAAGAAACCUCUUCUGAAGAAGUUUUAAGUGAACCCACAUUAGAGAUUUGGGCAAAUAUGUAGCUAGGUUUAAAUAGAUGUGGAUCUAAUUUUGUCUUAAUACAAUCAAUCUUAUGGCAUCUCAGUGAAAGAGAGCAAAAUAGAAGUAAUGUUCUAACAAUUCAGAUGAAAAAUAUGCAUUUUCAGUAACUUGUUAUAUGCUAAGCUUCUAGAUCUUUGUCCAGACCAGUUAAGCUUCAGCCAGAUAAAUGCAUGUGACCAUAUAGUUAUGGCUGGCUUGCUUUUUAGCAGAAAUGGAGAGCUGCAGAAUACUGUUUUGUUACAUAUGGGAAAUGAGCCACACUCGCCCUCUUUCUGAGCCUAUGCACCUGCUGCCUACUACAGUUUAAUUUCUGGGCAAGCCUGUAUUCACAGGAAAGUUGCCCCUGUCAUUAUUUUGCUAGAUCAGCCCAGUGUUUGGAUCUAGAUACAAGAUCCUGAAUGAUUUAUUUUUCCUUUUCUGGAUGCAUUGCUUCCAUGUUUACAACACACAUGCUGUGUUUUAAAAAAAACAACCUCAGUUGUUGGAGAAUAAUGACCUUUAUCACCUACACUUUAAAGCCAAAAGUUGUUUGAAAUUGGGGAAAGCUCUAAGCUUUGUAAAUGUAGCAUUCAUGGCUUUAAGACUUCUCAGCUAUUUUCUCAUAGCAUGAGACUCAAAUUUCCACAUCCCAACAUGGAUGAACAGUUCUGCUUUAAUUACUACACUUCUGAACUCAAUAUAGAAUAAUAAAGUGAAAUGAUAGGAAAUUUCAUUUGUUAACAAAAUGUAGGUUCCAACAUUUCAGGGCUUCUUCAGCCCUCUUGUGACAAUUGAGUUCUUUUCAGGGGCUCAGCACACUCUGCGACCACUGAACUUCCCACAUUUAAAUGCCUGCAAUGUUUGUAAAUGGCCUGUGUCUUGAUAAUCCAUAAAUCUGUUCUAGGUUAUCUGAAAUUUGUUGGUGCUGAGGAUUAGUGGAGGUCAGUUCUGGAAAAUAUGCGUAAUUCAUUCACUUCCACUUACUUCUGCUAAGAGCCAAAGUUUGAUUACCCUUAGCACACAGCGGACACCAGAAGACAUUGGCUGAAUGAUAUUUUGAACUGCUGGUGCACAGUACUUGUAAGACUGUGAUAUCCCAUUUAUGGCUAUAACAAAUCAUUUACUGAUCUAGCUAACUAUACAAGAAAACAAAAAUGUUUGUUCUAUUAAACCAUUAUUUUGAAUACUCCGGAAAUCAGUGUAGAGGUUUAAAUGCCAGAUUCUUGUACAGGUGAACAUGUGGUCAAGCCUUGCACUGUUGUCCAAGAGAAUGUGCUGUGUAUCAGCCCCUCUGUCAGGGCAGAGGGAGGGGAUGUUUUCAGGUACUUGUCAUUCUAAACAUUUGUUCAGUGCAUUCUCUUUCUUGUGACAGAGGUAUCUUAAGUAUGAAGGAUGCGGCAAAAUACUCCAUGCACUUUUAAUUUGAAAACAUUGUCACAUGCCUCUCCUGCUGCUGGUGCAGAACUAUGAAGCAAUGUCUUUAGUUCUUUUUAAAGAUAGGUUAAGAUUUAUGAAAUGACACAUUAAAACAUGUUUGCUCAAAAAGAUCUGAUCUGAAUAAUCAUUCAUUCUAAUUUCCUUGCCUUUAUUAAAGACUGAUUUCUGGGAUCAUGUUACUAUACUCUUGAAAUGCAAUGAACAUCAGUGAUCUAGUGCUGCUCCUAGUCUGUGGGAGGGUUGUUCAGAUUGGGAGAUGACUCCUGUUGUGAACUUCGUAGAAAUCCUUGGGGAAACUGCAUUGGUUCCCUCGUAUAGCGGUGAUAGGUCUUGGAAUAGGUCCAGCAAUGCACUGUGUGCUCUUAAUUGAAGGACCUGGGUUUGAACAUAUUCUCUGAAGUGGCCGCUGCAUGCGUGCAUUCAGACAGAUGAAGAUGCAGUAUAGCAGGUCACUGAUGCUAACCAAACUGGGAAA